Molecule: messenger RNA, 28095 nt
Organism: Pelobates cultripes (western spadefoot toad)
Lineage: Eukaryota; Metazoa; Chordata; Amphibia; Anura; Pelobatidae
Source: the annotation of a GenBank genome assembly
AUGAAACUCAACGUUCCCGGUGUGAUACAGUCCAUAAGCCCCAUCAUGUCGGAGACAGGUGAUGUUACACCUUGGAUCAAGCGGGCAUAGUCCUGUUCGAGCUCGCACUCCAGGUUAACCAGGUAGGACAAAUCCUGCUGCAAUUUUACCACUAAUGUAAGUCCCAAGCUGUCUUCCCGCUUGUCCAGGUUUUCAAACCCCAGGGGAUCCUCAAAAGCCUCCCAUAACAGCCCAGGCCCAACGUAGUCCUUUCCCUUGGGGAGCUGGUAGGGGAGUAGCCCUGGGUAGAGGUGACCUGCAUGCAAGGUCCAGUAUGAUUCCUCCAACCAUACCUCGAUUUCGACCAACCGCUCUAGUUCUCUUACCCACUUCUCUAGGGACUACUCUCCCAGAAACAACAUUCGUAGGUCGAAUUGGUCUCAUCUGUGUUAGUUGGAAUUUGGGAAAAUUUCUCCGAGGACCCCCACCCAGAGUUCGGUUCGGAGCGUCACCUUCUAUUCUUUCUUUUUUUCCGUUGAGAUAGGGUAAUCCAAACUGCACAGCACCUCCUGUAACUGAAGCUGGGUGUCGAUGCCAGAUACUGCCCGAUGGUACUUGCCUCCCACCUCUGGAAGUAGUGCUGGUUUUCCCACAGCUAGGAAGCCAAUCCACCUCUGCCACCAAUGUAACGGAGCUCCCUGUACCCAUGGCUGGGUACCUCCGCCAAGGACUGCUUCCUAGCUGGAACAGGGGAAAAACCGCAGCACUUCUGCCACCAGUUGCCGUGGCUUAACUGGGGUUCUGGAACCGCUCCGUCCUGGAGCCGAAUGGGGAACUCGCUCUAUCCAUCCCCGGGCACUGGAUGACACUCAGUCCUGGGAGCUCUAGUCCUUACAAGGACUUUCUCUGUUGAAUCCUCCACACUGGAACAGUGAUUAGUCCUUUCCCCUCCCUGUAACCAGGGAGGCACAUAGUUCUGGAAGUACAAGCUGGAAUGGUUUAAUCCGGCCAGAUGGCCUGCUUUUAUACAAUUCUAGACACAGUUAAGCACGCCCCUGACACUCCCACACAAACAAAAUAAUCCCUCUCCUGGACCUGAGAGUGGACUAGUUACCAGUUCCAAACUCCUCCCCUGUGCCUGAGAGGUAGAGUCAGGAACUGAGCUAAUUCAAUUAUCUCCGGACACAAAAAACCCACAAUUUACAGACAUGCCAAAAAUACCUUUAAAAUACAUAAAAGCCCCCUAAACGUUACAUCCCCUGAUAGCCCCGAUCUGGGUGACCAACAUAUCCAAAAAUCACCCAGUUUGGUUAAGGGGUUCGGGAAUUUCCUGGAAGUCCUAAUUUGACCGACCGCACAAGAGGCUCCUGCCCAAAGCAGUUCCAUAAGAUCAGGGCUAGCGGUCGGUCUAGUUCGGUAGUUUAAAACCGAACAAACUACCGAACAUAGUCAAUAGUUGUACCCUGGAGCUUGUUUCCCUUGUUUGUGGUAAUGUUUCCACCGAACAGUUCCCUCCCAAGUGUUGUAGAACCGAACACAGGUGAUGCUGGAAGUCCAGCGGUGUUCGGGAGUUUCUUUUUCCAUGUUCAGUUCCAUCGACUCGACGACCAAACACCGCUGCCUGCUUUCGUGCGAACAAGAUGGCUGCCACCUCGUGGUCGUCCAUAGGAAAUGUGGCCACCCAGACGAACACUUAGAACAGUGUGGUAGAAAUUUUUAUAAAGUAGCAAUUAGGCUUAACAAGCUCCAGGCUGGUCUCCGGGUUCGUGCGGCUGUUCGGUUCCCGAACCAUAUAAUCCAAAUACACGAAUGGAGACUUUUACAGUGUGUAUUACGGGGCCCAUAGUCUAUGGCAGGAGGCUGGCAAGCAGGCUUCUCCAAGUGUGUGGCAAACUCACGUGGGAAGGGGAGUUUGUCACAGUUAUGUUUUCAGUUUGGCAAUUUAGGACUAAAAUUUGAAAAAUAUUUUAAAUAUUUCACUGGGAAAAAGGCUGUUAAAAAAAUUCACAAUAUCCAUGCAUCUUUAGGUAAAUACUAUGUUUAAUCCUUACAUUGGUUAAGUCGCCACCACCAUAAUCUGAGGAGUUUGUCAUUCAGUGAUAAGCUAAGUUUGAAAUAUUAUAUCGAUUUAUUUAUUACUGGCAUUUGUUAAGCUCCAAUAUAUAUUCAUACACACACAUACAUCCUAACUACACAGUGGGAUAUCCUAAAUUGUGGGUUAUUUCCCACCUUCCUGUGUUUGUCCGCUGGUAUUAUGUGUCCGACGUCCUGCAGCAGUCUGACAUGUCUCAUUUUCAGGCAGGUCAGCUAAUUGUGGCUGCUCCCUUCUGACCCACCUAUCAUUCCACAAGAUAAAGGCAAAUAAAAUGUUAUCUAUAUAUAUGUUAGCAAUUCUUUUGUACCUACACAUUUUUAAAUAUCAAUCUGCAGUGAUUAAUGCAUGAUAGGCAAGACACUCAGAGAUCCUUCCAGUAGUUCAAAGGUUAUCUUCCUUUUUACCAUUAUCUUCAGGGCUGAUAAGAUGGGAGACACAUUGCAGCAAUUGCUGGAGAAUGAUGAGCUUAGUGAGUUGCCUGAAAAGGUGCGGCUGAAGAUAGAGAAGGCAUUUUCUAAAAACCAACGCUUGAUAACCAGCUUGGAAGCCACCAAUGAGACUCUCAAAUCAGAUAUGGGUAUGUAUGAAGUCUGAUGUCUCUCAACAGUGGGAGUAGCAAUUAAUUGUCAAUAAAUCAAGUUAUUUCAAUAGGGUGUGUGUAUUGUGAUAACACAAUCUUCCAUAUGCAGUAAGGAUCUUCAGUGUUCACCAUCCCUGCACUCUCCCCUACCUCACAUAUCCAUUUAAAGGGACAUUAUAGUCACCAGAACACUACAGCUUAUUGUAUUUGUUCUGGUGAGUAUAAUCAUUCCCUUCAGGCUUUUUGCAGUUAACACUGUAAUUUCAGAGAAAAUGCAGUGUUUACAUUACAGUUUAGGGGUAACUCCACUGGCCACUCCUCAGAUGACUACUAGAGGUGCUUCCUGGAGCAGUGCUGCAUAGUGUACUUUACUGCCAUUCAGUGUCUCCACCCUCUUCAUGCAGACACUAAACCUUCCUCAUAGAGAUGCAUUAUUUCAAUGGCCAGGGCUGUGUUUGACUUAUGCUGGCUCUGCUCCUGAUCUGCCUCCCUGACAGUCUCUGACAAUCCUAUGGUGAAGCAUUGUGAUUGGCUCACAGAAUCACUUCUGAUAAUGUCAGGCAUGCAGGAAGGUCAUGGGCUGAGCCAACAGCUGCAGACCUGAAUACAAUUAAGAUUUUACGAUAUUUAAGGUGUGGACAGGGGGGAAUAGAUGGUGGUUUUAACAUUAUAGGGUCAGCAAUACAUGUUUGAACCUAUAGUGUUCCUUUAACUGUGAUGUCUCUUAUACCCACUAUAGACAUAUGUACUGCCAGUUCCGGCCUUAGGGGUGUGCGAGCUGUGCGGCCGCACAGGGCGCCAUGCGGCCGACACAGCUCAAACAUGUCCGGCCGGGAUUAUAAAAAAUUGUGGCGGGGCUAAACUGAUGGUGGGGGUGGAGCUAAAAGUGCCAGGUAACUGCUGCAGGGGACGCAGGAAACUUCCCCAACAACCAGCCUCCAGGAGCUGCACUGCCUCCACUCCUCCAUAAUGAAGAGAGGUAACUAUGUGUGGCUGUCUGUCUGUGUGUUUGACUGUCUGCCUGUGUAUCUAUGUGACUGUCUGCCUGUGUGUGAGUGUGUGUGCGACUGUCUGUGUGUGUCUGUGUGUAUGUCUGCCUGUGUGUGUGUGGGUGGCUGUCUGCCUGUGUGUGUGUAUGGCUGUCUGCCUCUGUGUGAGUGAAACAUAGAUGCCUGCCUGUGUGUGUGGGUGGCUGUCUGCCUGUGUGUGUGACUGCAUGUAAGUAUGUGGGGCUGUGAGUGUGUUUACCUGCCUGUAACUGUGUAUGUGUGUACCUGUGUGUUUCUGCCUGAUUCUGUGUAUGUGACUGUCUGCCUGCGACUGUGUGUAUGUGGUGGAUUUGACAGUGUAUAGGUAUAACUGUGUGCAUCUGACUGUGGGACUGUGUGCACAUAACUCUGCAAAAAAAUACACCUGCAUUCACACAUAGACCUAAAUGCAUAUUUUUAUCUCAAUUACAUACCCAUCACACACAGCCAAUAAACCCAGCACAAAUAUCACAUACAACCAAUACACGCAUAUCACACACAGUUAAUACACCCAUUACAAAUAUCACACACAGCCAACACAUAGCAUACAUAUCACACACAGUCAUCACAUACACAGACAACACAAACAUUACAUCAUAUUGUAGUGAGAUGUAUUACAGUGGAGCUCUGGUGAACUUGCGAGACAGUUAUGCAUGGUCUGUACCUUGUGGAGGGGUAGACCAGAUUCAGAUCAGCAUGCCCCUCUCCCAACUAGGUAACAAUAGGAAAGGAGGAAUUAAUAUUUGUUUUUAAAUCAUUAUUAAUUUAAUAAAUCACCUAUACAAUCACUACACUCCUAUACACACUAUACAUAGAUGACGGGUGGGGGGGCUCUGUGAAGAUUUUUCACACAUGGCGGCUAAAGGCCUAAGGCCGGCCCUGUGUCCUAAUACCCUAGUCAUAUCUCCUGCAAAGCCUCUCCAGUUGUAACUCAAGAAGCCCCUCCCAAGCCAUCUCUAUGCCACCCAUUCAUAUCUCCAAUAAUUGUUUCAGCACACCUGCACCCAUUCAGAUUGACAGCAUUUCCUCUCCAGUUAUUUCUCCAGCACCCAUUGUCUCCUAUCCCCAGUCAUGCAUCAUCUGCAGUCACAUCUCAAGUGCCUUCUCCAUCAAUAUUCUCUUGGGAAAACCCUCCACAGUCAGUAUUUUAUUUCCAACACCUCAGACAUAUCUCCUUCACCGUUCUUUAUCCAUAUCUAAUUCAUUUCCCAUGAUAAGAUAGAGAAAGAGGAUUACAUGCAUAUAUGUUAUCCAUUGUGAAUAUUAGGACAAGUUGCAAAAUGUUUACUGCAUGGUAUUCUUGUAUACAAUAAAUAUUUCUCUUUGUUUCAGAGAAAAUUGUAAAUAUUGAAACAGUGCACAAUCAACACAUAGCUUUGGAGGUAAUUAUAUAUUAAUUAAUUAAUUAAUGUAUUUUAGGUCUAAUUUGUGCCCUCAGUAGAUAUGUAUGAAAAGGUCUCUUGUUGGUGAUCAUACCACACAAAAGGUUACAUUAAAAUAAUGUUUCACCCAGUGAUCACAGGAUCUUCUUAAACAAGUGCACAUUGGAAUGUCUUAUAGCAUUUCAAAUUCAUGUAGCAUUGGAAUAUGGACACAAUACUGGGGAUCUCUUCUCAGAUACUUCCCAUUUUCUGGAAACCACAGUGGAUCUGGAAACACCUACCCUAUUUCAAAUUUGUGUGCAAUUGUGUUACUUUGUAGCUGUUCGUUUACAUUUUUUUUUCAUCUGAAUAGGGAUUUUGAUUGUUCUCUGCAUUUAUUUAUCUUUCUUUUAGAGCGAGUUAACAAGAAUCAAAGAAGAAAUCGAAGAGAUAAAAAAUAAUUCAAUUAAAACAAAAAAGCAGAUCCAGAAAGAUAUGCUUCAACUAUUUGGUAUGGAGAAAAUAUUUAGAGUUGCUUCACCAAACCAGGAAUUUUGCAGACUUGAUAUGAGAUUUUUACAUUUUAUGCUGCGGAUUUCCAAUUCACUGUCAGUUCUUUAAUUUAAAAAAUUUAGUAAAUAUCUAUUGGGACAUCCACGUAUUAUUUCUAUAUCUAUGUAUAUUACAAGAAAUGAACAAGUCUUGCAGAUUAUGCUAUCUUUUUCUGUGUUUGCUGUCUCUAUUUUUAUUUUAGAAGAAGGAAAACAUCUCAACGAACAUGUCAGCAGUGUCCAUGUACCACUGGUGAAGCUGGAAGAAUCAGAGUUUUCAGACAUUUUUGCACGGGUUAGCUUCAAAUCAUGUAGCUGUCUUUUUAGAAAAUAUACUUAUUACUUACAUGAUUUUUCAGUAAGAGCCAAAUGUGGUCCAGGUGGAAAGAAACGUUUUUAUUUCAACCAAAUUAAAGGAACAGUGAAAGCAUCAUAACCACUACAAGCAACUGUAGUGGUUAAGGUGCCUUAUUGUCAUCUCACUGUAAUUAGUUAAACCUUUUAAGAAGGGGUUGACCACAUAUUUGGAGUCCUCCUGGUGCCCACUGCCACCUCUUCUGUAGCUGGAAGCUUGGCCACUAGGCUAAGUCCAACACAGAGUCUAAUUUAACUCAACUGCGAUAAUGAUGGCGUGUUGGUGCCAUGGCCCAUUAUUCUCCCUCUUGGGCAAAAAUGCAGUUGGAUGUUGACCCCAGGCACAGUUCACAACCUUGUGAGAAUCUAUGUUCGGGUCUCUCUCGAGAACAUGAUCUUAUAACUGGAAGUGGGAAAGUCAGUGAGCAGCAUUUGCCAGUUUUUGUUACAGCCUGGAGCUAUGGGACCAUCUUACUAUACCAAAAGCCCAAGCAUUGGUGUAGGCUGAGUCAAAGUUUUAACUGACCAGCUAAAGCCAUCUGCACACUUGUGUAUUCUUUCAUUCUCUGUGGGUCAUAUCGCUUGUUUACUAAAACAAAAAAUGAGGUAUUACUCGUGUUUAGAUUUUCCGAGAAGCUAUAUAAGUUAUUAUGCUCUUGGUAAGCUCUUCAUUGUAUUUUGAACCAAUAUCUCAAUAAAAAAAGUAGUUAUAUAAAAAAAAAAAAUUGGAAAUUGCUUAAAAGUGGGUUUUUGCAUUCUUAUGGACCACAAGUUACAAUACAGGUGUGUGAAAGACUGAUAUUCAUACAUCUAUGUAACACUCCAGGCACCCAGACCACUUCUACCCAUUGGAGUGGUCUGGGUGCCAACUCCCAUCACCCUCAACCCUGCAUGUAUAUUUAUCACAGUUUUUCUAAACUGCAAUAAUUACCUUACAGGGUUAAAUCCUCCUCUAGUGGGGGACUUCUGGCUUCUUAAAACACGAAAAGUGUUUUAAAUGACGCUGGACUUCCUCACGCUAUGCAUGAGGACCUCCAACGUCACUUUAAUCCCCAUAGGAAAGCAUUAAAUAAUGCUUUCCUAUGGGGAGGUCUAAUGCGUGCGCACGGCCAUUUGCGCGCAUGCACAUUAGGUCUCCCCCGCCGGCGGGAGGAGUGUGGGCGAAUCGGUGCUGGAUUCAGGUAAGUCACUGAAGGGAUUUUAAGCCCUUCAGCCACAUGGGAGGGGGGUACUGCAACGGGUUUGUUUUCCUGGCACUGGAGAGUUCCUUUAAUUUACUAUUUAUUUGAGAAUUUGUGUAACAAUGGAAAAUAAUUGUUUCAUGUUCUUUCACAAAAGAUUAUUGAGCAACAAAUGCAGUUUUUACAAAGAGAGAAUAACUGGUUAAAUAAAGAACUUCAGUCCAAAUCUGAUGCUAUCCUGACGAUUGAGAGACUAGGAAUGAAAGUUCUGGAACAUCUGACAAACAGAAAAGAUGAGGUGAAUGUUUUUUUUAUCUAGUUAUUUUUUUUCAUGCCUGUGAAUUUUAAAUUUUUAAAAAAAGAAAAUGAUGUUUUGAAACCUUGUUGUGUAGUAUGGAGGCUAUGGAAGAAAAAGAAACAACAGGCUUGUUUAGACCCACAAUUAUAUUCGAGGUAUCGUCAUUGGCUACUGGUGUGACUUAAGGACAAAGUCUCUGUUACGGAUUUCUCAUCAAACCUUUUGUCUCUUAAAGACAAAAAUCAGGGUAGUUGUUGUCUUCUUGAUGCAUUAUAUUUUUUCCUUCCUUUUUAAUAGGUUGUGAGAGUGAAAGAGCAGCUCAAUUUCCUCAGGUUUUCCAAUGAAGAGUUACAGAUUCAAGCUAAAAAUCUGCUUAUUAGAUUACAGGAGGCAAGUAACUACAUGAAUUUAUUUUAAUAUUAUCCAAUGCAUCCCAAUUUGGUACGGUGGUAUGCCCCUAUCAUAAAACCUCACAGUGGCUGCUAUGUGGGAAGUGAUGUACCUAUGGUCCCCUGGGAAGUGCUGGAAUCAGGGAUGUAUAACUUUUUAAAUAGAGAAGGGUUUCACUUGGUGAAUGUGAAUAUUUCAAUAGUAGAUUGGGAUACUCCCAGCUGAUCACAUCACAAAAAGAAAAGUCAGGUUUUUAGGACAAAUUAGUGAUAUAACUGCUUCUAAAGGAAAGAAGAGUCAUGAACAAUAUGGUUUGGUCCAAGUGACCCUCUAAGGGCACAACAGUAAAGUUUGGAGCAGGUCUAAGUCCAGACAUUCUAAUUCCAGCUGGAUGAGACUGGGGAAAACCAUAGUGACUUUGUCGAGUCAUUGCAUGUGUGAUACCAGAAGGUGUUUUAGUCAGAAGAAAAUAGUGUUAUAUUCUGGAUGUCAUUCCAUAAGUUUAGAUCGUAAGGGCCUGUGGUUAAUUUUCUUCUAUUCUGCUAUGGUUUUCCCUUGGUUUUAACAGGCUGAGAGUCUAGAAGAGCAUAUGAAGAUCCUCAGACUUUCCAUUGACAAUUUGAAGAAACAAGUUAAAGAACAUAUCGCUAAAUUAAAAGAGGCAAGUAGCACUGUGUUUUUCCCUUCACUUUGUUUAACCUUUUUUGUGAGCAAGGCUUUUUUAAGUUUCCAUUUGUACUGAGAUUUAUUUUGCACAUUUGCAUCUUGUUCAUUCAUGCUCUCAGCAUACAUAUUCCAAUCAGUAUCUCCUCAUAGAAAUGCAUUCAAUCAGUUCAUCCUUAUGGGGAUCCUUCAACGCCUCUAUGCAGAUCGUGGAGAUGCUGAACGCCAGUAGAGAUAUAACUAGAAAAGGCAGUUUUUACAGUGCGAACACUGCAAGAACAGGCUAUGGACACCAAAACUACAACAUAAUGCUAUAGAGGUUCUGGUGACUAUAGUGUCCCUUUAAGUAUUAAAAAAAGUGUGAGUGGGGCGUGGCUAGCCGAGCAAAGAAGAAGACGUGCUGGUGUGGAGCUCCUGCAGACCACACAGAUAUACAGAUUAAAAAGCCAUGGAGAAUAACCCGAAAGACAGAAAUAUUAAUACCAGAGUACUCCAGCACCCCCCAGGAGACAAAUGGGAGGCAGAAAUCGUAAGCUGACCCACUUGGGGAGCGCUAAGCAAGCAGACAUCCGUGCGUCCUUCGAAAGGCCGCAGCGGCAUGCACAGCCCAAGAUGGCGCCCAUGGGCCCACAAGACUCAAGCUCCGCGGAAGACUCGGCAGAGGAUGACAGCAGUACACCAGCCUUGAACGGCGUGUACGGGAGUGAAGACUUCCCUGACGCCUCACCCUCCACCAAGGGGGAUAUUAAAAAACUAUUGGUGGACUUAAAGGAGGUCUGGAAGGCCGACUGGCUGGCGUGCGCGCCGAAGUUGAUAGUCUCACUGCAAGAAUCUGUGCGGCUGAAAAGAAAGUGGGGAGGAGAGAGCAGGAGUUGCUGGAGACACAGGCCCAAAUGAAGACAAUUCUGCAGCCCAUCCCAUGUGUUCCCUAUUAAGGGUUAAUAAGUAUGUCAGGGUGGAUAGUUGUUAAAAAAUAAGACUUGUUCUCUGCUAGAUUGUUGUCAUUGCUUUGUCACUUGAUAAUAUAACCCUUUUUAAAUUUGUAUUAUUUUUUUUAUUUAAGUGUUCUUCUCCAUUUUAUUAGAUUGCAAGUCAAGCAGAUCAAGCUAAGAUCCUCAGAUUUUCUGACAAUUUGCAGAAACAAGUUGACAAGCUUAUGAAUAAAUUAAAGCAGGUGAGAAACAACAUAUUUUCCCCCAGUUUUAGUUUUGGGUGUGCAAGUGAGUACAUAGAAGUGUGCAGUGCCACGAUAGCAGCUGCAAAUCACCUUUUGACAUAUUUAACAUUGGUAUGGCAUAUACAACAUUUGCACAUUUUUUAAAAUGCAAGAAAUAGUAUGAAAGUAAAUGAUCUAAGUCAAGCAUGUCUAGCUAGUGAUCAGGAUACAUGCUUUGUACUUUCCAUCCAUUCUAAGCAUGACAGGGUAGGAAUGUGCUAGGGUAGUAGACUGUGAGAAUAUAAAAUGAGGAACAUGCUGUCAUACAUAAAAAUAGUGUAACAGGGAAAUAAUACCUCUGAUGGCCACCAAUGAUUAAAGCAUAGAACACAGGAAAAAAACAUACAGCAUUUGCUCCAUGUGAACCUGGAGGCGAAAUAAAGUAUGGAACCUAAUGCUAAAGGCCCAGUGUAGAGCCAGAAUAAGCCAAACACAGCCCUGGCCAAUCAGCAUCUCCUCAUAGAAAUGCAUUGAAUCAGUUUUGAUGAUCUCAGCCAAGGAGGCGAAGCUGGGUGGGGCAAGCCGCAACAAGACUGGCGCUGGAAAUAUGGUAGGGGAGCCGGUCACCUAAACAUCAGUUUUACAACUAUAGUGUCCGGAAUACAUGUAUAAAUGUAUGUAUUCCUGACACUAUAGGGUUAAAGGUGGUGAGUAACUCACUGAAUGUUGACUCAUAUAAUUAUACUUUUCAGGGGGAUGCUGAUGUGCAUUCACACGGUAAUACGAUGUACCAUUAGUUGACCGUUGGAGUAGAAUGACUGUUAUUAUUGCUGCAGAUUUCAUAUAACUGUAAGCUGGCUUGGCUUGUUAGAAGAAACUGCAACAAAUAAGGAUGCCUUUCUGAAGCAGACAUUAUAUGCGAUAUCUGGGAUCAGGGAAGGAAUAUUGGAAUUUCAUAAAGCCAAGUGGGUGAUUAAGAUUGCAUAUGGAAGGAGUUUAUGAUGGUUGGUGAUUCAUUGCUAGUUAGACUAAUUUAAAGAGGAACUGUCAGCAUAUAUUUCUCACUGGGGGAAGGGGCUAAUUAAAUUAUGGUAGACGUGUUGGAGACAGGACAGACAAUCAGAUACGCAGUGGUAUACUUACCAUGUGUCUACUCCUUUUAAUGCAGCUCAGUCAGAGUUAGUGCAUUUGGAACUCAUAAAGCAAAUUCUGUAGAAUAGGGCGGCGUGGACAGGUUUAUUGUGCAGCAUUUUCUGACGACACCAUUUUAUAUUACUCUCAAGGGAUAUGUCACAUCCUAGCCCCUAAAUAAAAAAAGCAUUUCAUGCAUGUCUGUUAAAAAAUGACCUGCUAAGGUCUAGAUCUAGCCUACUGGUUGUCAUAAACUGCAACCUCCAUACUGUUUAUUAUAAAUUAUUUGUAAUUAUCACAUUGUGUACUUGAGGUUUUGUGGAAGUUGUGAAGUUAUACAUUUUGAUUUUGUCCUUCUUGGUUAAUUUUGGAGCGCUCUUUUUAAAAAUGUCAUAUACCUAGAGUUGGUAUGAAUUUUUUAUAUACAAUGCUGCUGACACACUCAAUGUGUUAUUCCCCUAACACAUAAAACAGAAUCAAAACAGAAAAAUAUAUCGAUAAGAGUGGAGCAGUAUGAAAUAGACGUUUAGGUGAUAAACCCAAAACCAAAUAUUAAUUGUAACGGUAUUGCAGUAAUACUUAAUGGUCAGUAGAUGGCUCCCAGUUAACACAGCUCACAGCACAUGUAAAGGGAAUACAUAAAAACACAUGAUUGUGCAGAUAGUUUCACAAAAAAAAUUAUUUCAACACCAUCACUAAUGUAGAGAGAGAUUACCAUAAAAUUCCCCAAGUUGUAAUAGUAAGGAGAUCAGGUUUCUGUCAUACAGUUGUAAAAACAAAAUAUGAGGUCGCGCCAAAAAUUAGUAACAAUGCGUACUUACAUAGAAAGAGUGAAAUAAAAUAAAGUCCUGGUAAAAUAUGUGAAGUAAAAGUAGUCCAAGUUUGAUUGUAAAGAUGAGAGAAGUAUGGUAGGCUUUAUGAAAUCCGAGGUAAUUCGAUGUCCGGAUGACGCAGAAACAUGCAAAUAAAGGAAAAAAUACCAAUCGUGUAAAACUGUGGUGGAGAUGGAGGUUUUCUUGCUCCUACACACCAAUAGUAGAGCUAUGGCCAGCUCAGGAAUAAAUCGCUUUCAGUGGCGUAUGAUCCCCCACUGGUAGGAUAUAGGUGUGGGUUAGUAGUGCAGGUCCUCAAUAUGGGGAGAGAGAAAAAAAAAAACAGAAACAAAUAGUGCUCUCUGUUUAGAAAGGGACAUUACUUUAUGUUUAGUUAGUGCUCGAAUUUGAGCUAGGAUUUUGUUUGUAGACUUUCCUUUCUGUUUUGCUGAAGUUUUGAACAAUGUUUUUGAGCAUGGAUUUUUGUGCACGAUGUAAAUAAACCACACCAUUUUUGCAUGAGAGACUGUUAUUCUGUACCUGUUACCCUAGAGGACUGUGUUGCUUUGCCCUUAAAGGUCACAGUAUUUAGCAGUCUUUGCAAAGAUAGUUCAUGUUGCUAUAGGAGUAUCAAUUAGACUCAUUUGCAUACUCCUAUCUGCUAAUUAUCUUUGACAGCAUAGGGUAAAAGGCCACACACAAGGUUUUUUUCUAAGUGUGGACUUUUACCCUAUGCCAGGGGUAGGCAACCUAUGGCACGUGUGCCAUGCACGGCACUCGAGGUGUCUUUGCAUGGCACUCAAGGCUACUAGAGCCAAACAGGCUCUGGCCUAUCAGGAGUCCCUCUAAUAGGAAAAGGUGGUGAAGGACACUUAGCAGAUAGAAGUAUGCAAAUGAAGUCUAAUUGAUACUCCUAUCAGCAACAUAAACUAUCUUUGCAAAGACUGCUAAAUACCCUGAUCUAAGAUGGUGAGGUCAGCAUUACGUCCUGAGGAAGCCGGGCAGACCGGAGGAACGCGUUGACGUCAUCAAGGGGGUGGAGACUACAUAUACCCGGAAGCAUGAGGCUUGUACUACUCGGGCUGCACUGAAGCCAGACCAUUACACUCCGGACACAACAGCCUUGCAGAGCCAGUGUCUCCAACUCCUUCACAUAUUAUAAAGCUGGGCAGUGAGUAAUGGCCUAUGCCGAGCCUACUCACCACUUUCUCUUGUAAGAGACAGUCUGUUUAUUGAUUUUUUUUUUUUUUAUUCUUUAUUUUUGGUUUGACGAAGCAGAUGGUAAACAUGUUAGCGGUUACAUUUAUGUAUGUGACAGCGCAGUGUCAUACAAUGGUUUACAGAAUGCAGAUGACAGUUGUUAGUUUAGGCAUGUUAUAUACAUCGUGUUUUCUUACUGAUUUUUUUUUUUAACACAGAGUUUUUUAAAUAAAUUUGUUUAUAUUUUGCCAAUGUCAGAGUUCCAUCACUGUAUGACAGAUACCUGAUCUCCUGACUAUUAGAACUGGGGGUAUUUUAAGGGAAUCUCUCUUUACGUUAGUGAUGGUGUGAAAGAAAUUAAUUUGUGAAACUAUCUGCACAAUCAUGUGUUUUUAUGUAUUCCCUUUACAUGUGCUGUGAGCUGUGUUAACUGGGAGCCAUCUACUGACCAUUGAGUAUUACUGCAAUACAUUUACAAUUAACUUUUGGUUGAUCACCUAAAACAUCUAUUUCAUACUGUUCCACUCUUAUCUAUAUAUUUUUCUGAGUUAAAGAACAGUUAUGAAAUGUGUUAAAUGCACAUAUUAUUAACCUGUGUAAUCUUUUUGAGAUAUGUGAGCUGUUUGUAUCCCCUCGAACUGCCACAUUACCUUACUAGACUCUGCUUGUUGUGCUAAUUGCCUAGUAAUAUUACCUGCUCCUCUUGUUCACCAAACUAGUAAAACCUUUUCUCUCUUAUACUUCCUAUAGAUCUUUGAAACCAUAAUAAAAAAAGAAAAUGAAUCUAAAAUAUUGUGUGAACAUCUACAGUUAUCAUUAACCAACCUAGUUAAAGAUGUUAAAGAUAGGCUUACCAAUAAAGAUCCUUCAUGCCUGGAGAUCGGUGAAAAUGAGGAGACUACCAAAGCUUUAUUGGAACCUGAAUGGAAGACUUUACAACCUAUUGGUAAACUGUACAUGCAGUGUAAUUACAACGUACUGGUCUAAUGGUUCUAUGAACCAAUGUCUGUGUUUCGCUACUUUUUAUUUACUCAAAGUAACAUUUUCAAGUUCUCUUUUUAGGAUUCAAUGGAAAAUGGAACAAAAUAUACUGUUGUGCCCAGUUUUUCAGAAACAAAAACAAUAAAAUAAGAUUAAAAACAAACAAACUAAUUGUUUAAAUGGGCUCUCUCAUUCUUCUUUUCUGUCUCUCUUCUAGUAUGUUCUUCUUUUCUUCCUUUCUCUCCUCUUUCUUAAAACACAUAAGGCAAAUUCGGGACUACUUUGCCUUAUGUAUUCCUUUUUUGCUUGCCAAAGAGGAGAUUAAGGCAUGAUGCCUGAUCCUGAUGAACGUCCCUGCUGGGACUGAAACGUUGAUCUUAUUUUUAAUGGAUUACUAAUAAACUGAAUGUUUUAACCUUCAAAAGUCCGAGAGUGCUGAUCACUAUUUAUACAUAUUUGAAUUUUCCUGGAUUUCAAGCACCCGGCAAACAGUCUUCUAAAGCAUGAGUGCAAGGACUUUCUACAUUUUGUUUUAUAUAUAUAUAUAUAUACAGAAAGUGCGGAUAAUUUGAAUUGCAAGCACUAUAUUUAACCCUGUAACUUUUCAAGACACCAUAAAACCUGUACAUGGGGGGUACUCUUUUACUCGGGAGACGUCGCUGAACACAAAUAUUAGUGUUUCAAAAUGGUAACUUGUAUUACGACAAUUAUAUUUUUAGUAAAAGUGAAGUUUUUUGCAUUUUUCACACACGAACAGCACUUUUACUGACGAUAUUUUUGUAAUAUGUUUUACUGUUUUAAAACACUUAUUUUUGUGUUCAGUGACGUCUCCCAAGUAUAACAGUACCCCCCAUGUACAGUUUUUAUGGUGUUUUGGAAAGUUAGAGAGUCAAAUAUAAGGCUUGCAUUUCAUUUUUUUCACAUUGAAAUUUGCCAGAUUGGUUAUGUUGCCUUUUGAGGCAAGUGUUUGUGACUAAGUGGCUACUACAAAAGACUGGACAUACCCCACUUGCAAUACCUUGGGUAGUCUACUUUUGCAAAUGGUAUGCCAUCAUGGGGGGUAAAUCUCAUUCCCGGGCUACCACACGGUCUGAAAGGUAACAUUACUAAUCUGGCAAAUUUCAAUGUGAAAAAACUGAGAAAUGGAAUGUGCUAUAUUUGACCCUGUAACUUUCCAAAACAGUGUAAAAACUGUUAAUGUGGGCUACUGUUGUACUCGUGAGACUGAUUCCAUAUACCUUAUAUACUCAAGUAUAAGUCGAACGAAUUAAAUUUUUUAGCAAUAUAAGCCGAGGCACCUAACUUUACCACAAAAAAAUGGGAAAACUUAUUGACUCGAGUACAAGCCUAGGGUGGGAAAUGUAUCAGCUAUUGGUAAAUUUCUAAAUAAAAAUAGAUACCAAUAAAAUUACAUUAAUUGAGGCAUCAGUAGGUUAAAUGUUUUUGAAUAUUUAUUUACAGUGUGUGUAUAUAAUGAAUGCAGAGUGUGUGUAUUUGUGUAGUGUGUGUAAAUAAUGAAUGCAGAGUGUGUGUGUUUGUGUGAAUGUAGUGUGUGUGUGUAUAUAAUGAAUGGAGUGUGUGUGUUUGUGUAGUGUGUAUAUAAUGAAUGUAGUGUGUGUGUAUUUAAUGAAUGCAGAGUGUGUGUGUGUGUUUGUGUAGUGUGUGUAUAUAAUGAAUGCAGUGUGUGUUUGUGUAGUGUGUGUGUAUAUAAUGAAUGCAGAGUGUGUGUUUGUGUAGUGUGUGUGUGUAUAUAAUGAAUGCAGAGUGUGUGUGUGUGUGUGUAGUGUGUGUAUAUAAUGAAAGCAGAGUGUGUGUAGUGUGUGUAUAUAUUGAAUGCAGAGUGUGUGUUUGUGUAGAGUGUAUAUAAUGAAUGCAGAAUGUGUGUGUAUAUAAUGAAUGCAGUGUGUGUGUAUAUAAUGCAGAGUGUGUGUUUGUGUAGUGUGUGUAAACUGGGUGGGAAGAAGGCAUUUUUAUUAUUGUAAUAUUUUUAUUUAUUUAAAUAUUUAAUUUUGUAACUUUUUUUUUUUUAGUCCCCCCUGACUGCUUCAUACUUGGCCAAGGAGGGGGGAAAUGUCAAUCCCUGGUGAUCCGGUGGCAUUGGCUGUGCAGUGGGGGCCCGCAGAAGCUUCUGCAGGCUCCCUCUAGGACCGCCGGGCUUGUUGUGUGCCCGGCGGUCCUGGUCUGCAUUCGUUGCCAUAAUACAGACCCUCGCUCGAAUAUAAGCCGAGGGGGCCUUUUUCAGCAUAAAAAAUGUGCUGAAAAGCUUGGCUUAUAUUCGAGUAUAUAUACGGUAUGUGCUUUUUUUUUUGCAGUAAAAGCUAACAGUAUUCAUAGGCGUGCGCAGCCUAUUGCAUUAGGGUGUGCACCCUAAAGCACAAACACACGCCACGCGCGUGUGUGUGUAUAUAUCUAUCUAUAUAUAUAUACACACACACACUGCUGUGUGUGCUGUUAUUGUGAUGUGUGUGUGAGGGUGCGUGUUUGUGACUGUGCUGUUUGUGUGUGUAUGUUUGUCCUGUGAGGGUGCUGUUUGUGAGGGUGCUGUUAGUGUGCUGUGUGUGAGGGUGUUGUGUUUUUUUUAAAGGUGCUGUGUGUGUUUGUGAGGGUGCGGUUAGUGUACUGUGUGUGUGUGAGCUGUAUGUGUGUAGGUGCUGUAUGUGUGUGUGCUGUAUGUUUGGAGGGAUUUGGCACAUUAGUAAAUCCUUGCUGCCAUGUGCCAUCAUCCCUGGUGUCGCGGAGUGAAUCCUGAAGACACCUGGAUGAGAUCUGAGCUGCUACAGCAACGCUUCCCCUGUGAUAUCGGUGAGGAACCUGGCGAGGUUCAGAGCUGCCUGGGGCCUCUACCUCCCCUCCGGCGCUGCUGUGGGCCGGUGAGGUAGAUCUUUGGUCUCCCCGCCGGCCCAUGGAGGCUUAGAGCAGAGCCGGCACUCAGAUAGCGCCAGCUCUCCGUGUGUGUGUGUGUGUGUGUAUAUAUAUAUAUAUAUAUAUAUAUAUAUAUAUACGUACACACACACACACACACACUCACAGACACACACACACACAUACAUACUCACAGACAUACACUCACACACACAUACAUACUCACAGACACACACUCACAGACACACACACACACAUACUCACAGACACACACACUGACACACACACACUCACAGACACACACAUACUCACAGACACACACUCACAGACACACACACUGACACACACAUACUCAGACACACACACACACACUCACACACACACAUACUCACACACACACACACAAAUUAUUAUAUUUUAAUUUUAAAAAACAAUGUCCACCCAGCCUCCUACCUGGAGUGCUGGUGGACUUUUCCCUGGGGUCCAGUGGGGGCGGGCGCCUUUCUCCAGUUCAGCCGCGGCGAGGGAGCUCUCUGCUCUCUGCUCCCUCUCGCCGCGCGGGCUGUCUGCUGCAGCUGGGAGCCGGAAUAUGACGUCAUAUUCCGGCUCCCGGCAUCAGCGCGCGGCGAGAGGGAGCAGACAGCAGAGAGCUCCCUCGCCGCGGCUGAACUGCAGGGUGGGGGGGGGGGAAUCAUCACCUCUUGCCCUCCAAUGACAGGGGCAAGAGGUGAAACAGGGGGCACUGAGUGCCUGCAGGAACGCUGUUCCUGCAGGACUCAAACCAUAGGCGUGCCACGGGGAUUAGGGUGUGCCCAGGCACACCCGGCACACCCCGUGCGCACGCCUAUGACAGUAUUAUGACAUUUACAGCUAAUUACUGUUGAACAGACAUAUAGCGCAAAUUCCAGUUUGUGUUUACAUUUUGUUUUGAUCAGAACGUGUACUAUUGACUCCGUCCUGAAGGGGUUAAAAGUACAAAAAUUAGUGAACAACAGCACCAUGACCUUUUUAACAUUUAACAUUCCUAUCUGAACGAACUCCCAAGAUUUAAGUUGGCCGCAUUCCCUGUUGUAUGUCUAAUUCUGAUAUUGCAUUAAUAUGUGUACAGAAAAUACAAAUGCCAGGAUUUGAAAUUGGAGUACAAUGUUUUACGGUUGAUCCAUUUAUUUCCCAAAGAAUGUCUGGGAAUAGUAAUUCUUUUAAAUAUGUGGUACAGCCAUGAUGAUUUCUUUGGACUACAGUGUAAAUGCAAAUACUGGUUGUGCUAUGAGACCACAGUAUUUGCAGCUGUCCUGAGCAGUCCAUUUCCUGCUGAAAAAAAAAAAACCUGAAGGAUGAGCUCCAUUUCAUUUUCAUAUUUUACUGUUUGGUAUGCAAAAGCUGAUCAGCUCACAGCAUGCAUGUUAUACUUGACUAGAUAAAAUACCUUGUUUGCAUGCAUGGUGUAUCACAGACAUCUCUUUUAUAUUUGUUUUGUUUUCUCUUAAUGUGUCUGAUGAUUAAAAAGAAGACACUGCUGCUCUGAACAAAAUUACUAAAGAGGUGGAAGAUUGCAUAGAUAACAUCAUAUUCCAGGGAAAAAAAAUUAUUUCCAUUCAAAAAGAAGAACGAGCCAAACAAAAAGAUAGUCAUCAUGAACAGUAUAAUGAGGUGAAAGAACCCGCUAAGGUAAAAGAAAAAUAUAUCUGAUUAAAAAUAUAUCUGAUUAAUGUUUUUAACAUUUGUGUCCAUAGAGGGAAUAUAGAUAAAUAGAAGUGAUUGUUAAUCUCUAAAGAUUGGGAUUAUAUGUUAUAUUAUCACCAAAAUAUUCUAACUUUCGUUGGCUUACACAUUACUAAAUCCUUUUAGAAGUUGGGUUUCCCACGUGGCAAUAAAGGAACCUGAAUAUGUGAAUGUAGACCCAAAUUGGAACCUGCAACACUGUGGUGAACAGAAUGGUUAGUCAUUGUUAAGCUAGUUGAGAUGUUCCAUCAACCUUUAAAUAUGUGCCAGGGAAUAUAUUCUUUAAAGUUGUCCGCUGGAGGUCACCCCUUGUUUUGUUUAAUGCACAUUAAGUGUAUGGAAAGCAAGGCUGAGAGCACUUUAGAUUUUUUAGCACACAGCAUUCUGGUGACUUGGAAUUGGAGAAUGAAGAGCAGUGUAGCAGAAAUGGGAGAAAUCUUCAUACACUGGAUUGGGUGAUUUAUUUUUUACCUACUCGGCUAUCUUCAGGCUACAGUUUGCAAGCUGGUUCUCAAGUCACCAGAACUCACUGUUUAAUGAAUAAAACGCAAUAUUCUUAUGUUAUUGAAAUGCAUUUCUUGUAGGUUGAAAAGGAAACACAUGUACUGACAAAUAUACAUGAUUCUGCAGAAGAUGAAGUGUAAGUAAAUGCAUUUCUUGUGAAGAUCAUUUUAGGUUUUAUCCCUGUUUUGCUCACCACAUCUGAUAUGUGGAGAAUUGUUAAAGGAUCACUAUAGGGUCAGGAACACAAACAUGUAUUCCUGACCCUAUAGUGUUAAAAACUCCAUCUAGCCCCCCUGGGCCCCUCAUGCCUCCAUAAAUAUAGCAAAACCAUACUGUAUUCAAGCUUUAAGCUGUAACUCUGCAUGCUGUUUGCCUAAAAAAAACAUACAAAAAAAAAAAAACAAGCUGUCUGCUGAAAUCAUGAAAAGUGAAAAAUAAAUACAAAUACAAAAAAUGCAAUAUAACAUAUGCUCCCCAGUGGGUAAAUAUAUAUAAAAUAAAAAUUACCCUUUAUUAGAUUGUAAGAAGAUCCCUCUAAUCUUCUUGAUCAAAUUCAAACAAAAGAUUGUUUUGUUUGAAUCAUCAGAAGUGGAAGCGUGAUCCAAUCACAGUGCUUCCCCAUAGGAUUGGCUGAGACUGACAAGGAGGCAGAUCACUCAUCUGAGGAGUGGCCAGUGAAGUUAUCACUAGGCUGUAAUGUAAACACUGCAUUUUCUCUGAAAAGACAGGGCUUACAGCAAAAAGCCUGAAGGUAAUGAUUCUAUUCACCAGAACAAAUUCAAUAAGCUGUAGUUGUUCUGGUGACUAUAGUGUCCCUUUAAGGAAAUUGUGUAUUUUUAGACCAGUCUAGCUAAGCUAGAAAAUUUUCAUAUUUGGAGAACUUUUCUAGUUUGACCUAAUUUUUGCUAUUCAUUUCUCCACUAUCCUGUCAGGGUUAAUUACUAAAAAGAGAGAAUUCAAAACGAUUUAUAAAUUUAAGAUCAAAAUAUGCGAACUGGGAACAUUUUCUAAGUUAGCUAUGUUGGCAGCUAACCUGGUCUUAAAUUUGAAAUCCACUCUGAAUUUUCACGUUAGUAAUAACCUUGCCAGAUUAAUGGCAAUUUUUUAAAAAUAUUUUUUUUGUUUAUUUGUGUAUUUAAGUCUUUUUUGUGGCAUUGGUCAUGAUUUGAAUUGUUAGCACAGAUGACCCAUGUCUGCACUGGAAUUAUUUUUAGCCUUUUAUGAUGACUUUACAUUUUAUUACUGUAAAUGUUUUAGUAUUUUGAAUGAACGCAUAUUGUAUUGAAUUAAUGAAUCAGCACUUUUUUGACUAAAUUCUUAAAUGUCAAUUUCUCGUUCACUGAAAUGUACUGUCUAAUGCAUGUUUUCGCAGCUAGGUUUAUAAUACCAUCUUGCUGCCAUAAGCCUAUAUGAAAGCCUGCAAUAGCUGUAAAUUAAAAUUUGCAAUGAAGUUCCAUUUUGGAAGAGACACAAUAAUGCCAAUAGCUGCUUGUAGUGAUUAUGGUGCUAUGAUUCUUUAGAUGCCUUCCUAACCUCCCUUUUAGAGCAAUUUGUCCAAAACCAGUCCCUCUGCUGUCCGCUCUGCAACACCCCAAAGAAGUCCUACUUUGAAUGGCAGUGAUAUGGGAUGAGUGCUGGGGGCAGGUUAGCUCAAAACUCUACAAUAAGCGGUGCUUGUUAUGGUGCUUUGAAAGCUCAUUUAAGUAUGGAACUUGCAAGUUCUGCAACAACCUUUUCUAUAUUGUGUUUCCAGUUGUUCAAAAUCAUCAUCAUCUGACACUGAGCCCAGUCCAAUCAUGUCUGCUUCAAGGAAUACAUCACCCGGAAACAAGUUGCAACCAAGUGCCAGAGUAUUUCCAAGGAUCAGCUUGUCUUCUCCCUCCUUCCAAACUCCCCGAAGAGUAACUUUUAUGCUUGAGUCAGAAGAAGGUAUUUUGCUUUUUUCCCUUGCAUGUGUACAUUUUAUGAGUUGUCAUUGUUUAUUAAAUGUGUGAAUGAUGCAUGUAAUUCUAAAGGAAGCGAGUCCUUCCUGUUCUGCAGUGAUUAUGUUCUCUGUGCUCAUUGCUUCAGUCUGGUGGUUCUUUGUAGGCCAAACUAUGAGACAUUUGUAAGAGGAGUUGGAGACUUAGAUGCCAUGCCAUGCACCCACUAUGUGUGCAGACUCCUUGCAAGUCACAUUGAUGUCCGAAUACAGGUGAUGCAUUUGGCACAGGGCUUUCCUGUAACAGUUUCUGUAAACGCUUGAAGUACUCUGCAGUAGAGUGAAUGUGGAGGAGUAUUUUGCACCCUAAUUUGUGCCCUAUGAACUAGUUAUUUGGACCUUGCCUUUGGAAUACUGUUUCUGUUUUCUUUACUAAAGUGCAAAUUGGUUUUCACAUGCAGGAAACUCAAGUUUGCUGAUGUCUGAACGAAAGCAUAAACAUGCAGUAGAGACAGAAAGUCAGUCCAGCAAAGAUUUAAACUUGUAUGGUUUCAUAAAAUCUAACCGUAAGAGAACAAGGAUCUGGAAAGGAACACCAAAGGUACAAAAACACUUUAGAAUUUUUUUUAUUGGGACAAGGAGGGAGCAAUAAAAAGCAGUAAGUAUUUUAUUGUUUUUCUUAUUGUUUUGUCAUUAUACUUGCUAAUGGUAUUAUUUGAUUAUUACCAUUUACAUAUAGGUAAGUAUAAAACAACUCAAAGUGAAUAUGAAUGUAGUUUAGAGGAAAUUUAACUGAAUUUGUUUAUUAGCAGUUGAGUCACAAAAAUAGUAGAGAAAUCUGUGUGGCUUUUUAUAAACUUGAGGCUACACUCAUGUUAGGUUUAGUGUCUUUCUGACCAUUCCUGGUAAUGUUGGUGCAAUAAUUGGAGUAGACAAUUUAAAGGGACUCUGUGGUCACUCAAGCUUUUUGCAAUAAACACUGUCUUUUCAGAGCCUAGGGAUACCUCUACUGGCCACUCCUCAGAUGGUUCCUAGAGGUGCUUCCAGGUGCAGUGACAGUCAAUAUCUCCACCCUCUGCAUGAAGACAUUGAACUUUCCUCAUAGAGAUUCAAUGAGGAGAUGCUGAUUGGCCAGGGCUGUGUUUGGCUUGUGCUGGCUCUGCUUCUGAUAUGCCUCCUUGGCAAUCUGCGAAAGCAUUGUGAUUGGCUGAGAGAUCAUUACUUCUGAUGAUGUCAGCCAAGGAUGCAGAUCAGGGGAAGAGCCAGCACCAGCAGACUAAAAUAAAGGUAUACUUUAUUUAGAGGGUCGAUGGGGGGGCUAGGUAGUGUUUUUAACACUAUAGGGUCAGAAAUACAGGUUUGUGUUCCUGACCCUAUAGUCUUCCUUUAAGCAGCACAAUAAAGUUAACUGGGUAACAAUCAUGAUGGAUAGACAACAUAGUAAUGGUAGAUAUUAUUUAUAUAUAUAUAUAUUAUAAAAUGCUUCAAGGACUAUUGGAUAGUUUGUAUAAAGAGGAAGAAUCUCCUUAGAAUGGUUAGUAAUGGCUUGUCAAACUUUCAGUAGACUUACCAGGUUACCUUCAAUAAUGCAAUAUGUGAGAAGGUCACUUAGUGAUGACAUAACAAGCACCUCUAGUGGCUAUCUGUGUGGCUGUCAUUAGAGGUGUUACCAGGUAGUAAUAUAAACCCUCUCUGAAAAGGCAGUGUUUGUAUUUAAAAUCCUACAGUGGCAGGCUAUAGACACCAAAACCACUACAUUAUGCUCUGUCUUUUUAAGUACUAAUCUAAGUAACCAGAAAUGUCUUUUUUGAUUUUUCACUAAAAAUUAAAACUAUAGCCCAUCUGGUCCCAGCAACCUCAUUUGUUUAACCUCUUAAGGACACAUGACAUGUGUGACAUGUCAUGAUUCCCUUUUAUUCCAGAAGUUUGGUCCUUAAGGGGUUAAGUAACGUUUUAUUGCAAGCUUGUGGACAGGACUUCUGGUACUUCAUGACACUAUCUAAAUAAAUAAUCAUAACAGCAAUAAAAUACCAUAUACUAGUUCUCCCAUUAUAUUAUGUGAGAGCACCAAGCAAAGGAAGGGUUUCGCAUUACACAAUGCUUUUAUUUCAUUAAGUUAAACCACUUAAUACCUAGAUCAAGAGUCUAAAACCGAUUAAUUUGAUUUAUGCACAUAUGUGUUUCAGGUGGUACAAACAAAUCAAAUGCCUUUUAGUCUGUACAAAUUGACAUGUGCGAGACUUACCAGUGGAAUCUUAUUUAACGGGACACUAUAGUCAUUAUAACCACUUUGUCUCUUUGAAUUGGUUAUAGUGCCUGGAGUGGCCUGGCACUGUCCCUCCAUUCAGUGUUGCACCAUGUUCAUGCAGUAUGCCACAAAAUAAGACUCCCUGGCCACGCACAGUCCGGCCCCUUCUGUAUGUGUAGCUAAGGCAGAGAUUACACACUUCCUUGUUGUCAUACCCAUUCAUACCGUCAGUUGGAGCUCUGACAGGCUAAAAGCAGUCAGCUGACACACUCAGCCAAUCACAGCUGCCCAUUGCCUCUCAGGGUAAUACUUCCUUAUUAGCCAAAGCAGCACAGAGGGGAUAGACUGCCGUGGACUCUUGUUUAGCAUUAAAACAUUACAACAUUAAAAACUGUUUAAUGCUGAAAGAAAUGAUGGUACCAGGGGACUCCAGACACUAUAACCAGUUUUUUUUUUUUUUAAUUCUUUAUUUAUGUGAGCUUGGUUUGGCACGUUAACAGCAUCAUACAUAAACAGUGGUAUGCUAAUUUAAAGCAGUACAAUAAAAUAGUGUUAACAUUGAUAUUUCAAGGUUGUAAGCACAUUUUCAUAUAUCCAUCAUGUUGGGUGGCAUACCUGGGGUCUGCUGGGUUGUGUAGGUUCAUUAUUGUGGGCGUUAUACCCCUGGUGUACUACAAGUGUGGGAGUGUGUGGGUGCUCCCUGGUUCGGGUUGCGGUGUGUCAGUGUGUGUGGAGCAUGUAUAUGAUUGUUGCAAGCGGUUUUAGGUUUGUGGGUCUGGAUGCCUGUGUGUACUCGCCUGCGGAGCUCUUUCUAGUACCAGGGUGGUUGGAAUAACAUGUGUGUAAGGCGCUCCGGUUUGAGCUGUACCCUGUGUGGCAUCUCAUCUAGCCCCCUAUCCCUGGGGGUGUUGUGGGGUGGGCGGAGUGGCGCUAGUCGUGGUGAGCGCCUGUAUACUAUCGUGCGUGAGGUGUUGUUUGCCUUUCCUCUGGGGGUAGGGGCCCCGUAUUUGCGGUUGCGUUAAGGUCAAAAAGGACGGACCCAAGUGGGGCAGUGAAGGAAAAAAAUAAAAUAAGAAAAUAAAAAUAUAAAAAAUGAAAAAAAAAAAAAUAUAAAGUAAACAGUGGAGUUAGAAGUCUUUGAAGUUAUCGCUCUGUGUCAAGAGAUGUCUGGGACUUCCGUUUGACGGUUUCGGCCAUGUCUUGCAUAUUGUCCCCGUGCCCAGUCAAGUGUCCAGAGUCUGUAGAUCUCGUGUUGGCUGUCCAGGAGUAAGGCAGUCCUCUGGGUCCCCGCUCUCUGGUCGACCUGCAGUCGUGGAGGUAAGAUGUGGGGGUUGUAGUCCCAGUGUCUUCAGGAAAGUGGGGGCCCCAGUUGGGGAUGUGAGGUGGUGUGCAGUUCCAUUGUGGUGAACGAGCAGGGCACCAGUGUUCCCCCAUCUGUAGGUAAUGCCUGCUUUGCGCAGCGCGGUGGUCACGGGUCCAAAGGUCUUCCGCUUUAACAAUGUGGCUCUGGUGACAUCCUGGAAGAAAGAGAGCUGAGUGCCUUCAAAUACCAGCGGCGUUUUGCCUUUAAUGGCGGUCAUUAUUUGUAUCUUGUCAGGUACCGAUGCUAGACGCAGAAUGACGUCCCUGGGCAUGCUGGAUGGUAAGUGUGUGGAGCUUGUCACUCUGUAUAUCCCGUCGAUUGAUAUUUUCUUGGCGGAUGCCUGGGGUAGCAGUGUUGUGAGCAGUCUCCGCGUAUAAUGCGGUAGCUCCUCAAUCGUUACUGUGGUGGGGACACCUCUGAUUUUGAUAUUCUUCCGUCGUUGUUUGUCCUCCAGGGACAUGAUUUGACCUGCUAGUACGUUUUGCUCUGCUUGGAGUCGGUUGACUGAGUCCAUGAGGGUGGACACUGUGCCCUGAAUGUUGGUGAUGUCUACUUCUGCAGUUCCAACCCUCUCCUGCACACUUUGAAUAUCAGCCUUGACCUUUGCGACGUCUGCCGCUAGCAGGUUUUGUAUGUUGGUCAGGAGGGCUUUUAGGUCCCCUUUAGUAGCGGGGGCUGAAUCAUCCCGGUGUUCCGGUGUUAGUGAGUGUCCCGUCGGGGAGGCCGCAUCUCGUCCGGCUCUCCCCCGUCAGGUUCGGGUGCUCGGUCCGCAGAGAGUCGUUGCGCGGCCUGUACUGGCUCCGUUUGUGCAGGCCUGAGCCACAUCUCCCCUAUGUCUCUGCCUUGUAUGUUGGGACCAGCUGUGGUUUUGUGAGAGCGGCGACCCAUGACUGUGGCGCCUGUGUCCCGACUGGAUGGGUAGUCUUCCCAGAGGCUGCCGCCGAGGUAGGCCUCUAGGUCUUGGAUUGGAGUUGCACGGUAAGCCGCAGGUUUGCGCUUCUGCCUGGUCUGCUUGGGUGCCUGGAAAAAAGGCAUCGAUCGGUGCGGUACUUAGUGCCUGUCAGUACUGGGUACUUGUUGGGGCACGAUAAAGCUUCGUUUGGCGGGUAUUAGGCCGAUUCUCUCCGGGUUCGGGAGAGCAGCUUUAGAUGGCGUCUUAACAGGAUGGCUGCCAGGCUCCGCCCCCACUAUAACCAGUUUAAUGAGAUGAAGCAGAUACAGUGCCUACGGUGUCCCUUUGAUGAAUAAGUCUCCACAGGUAAACCCCAGAUGCAUCGAUUCAUUAGAGCACAGAUUAAAGGCAUUUAAUGCAUUCAUACCAACUGAAACACAUUUGUGCACAAAUCUACCGUUAAAACCAUACAUACUACCUAUUUACCCUUUUAUGGUAAAGCUAGUAUUCAGACUUUUUUCAUUUAGUGAUAGUGAUUUAAAGAAAAGUAAGAGUAGCAUGAAACAAUAAAUAGGUACUUAAUAAUAUCGAAAAUAAGUGAAACACUGCACACAGACCUCUAAAACAUUUACUGAAUUUUAUAAGAUAUCUCUAUAGGCAAAGAAUUUGUUUCCUACUGUAAAGAAUAUUUUCCUUCAGAUACAGCUUUAAAGCUUGCUAUAGAUAAACCCCGUAUCUCUAUGAUCUAUUACAGUUCCUUAUGGUGAAACACCCAAGAAAUAAAGCCAGUGCAGAGUAUGUCUUGGAUGGAACGUUGCAGUCCUCUGGUCAAUCUACACAGUCCUUGUUAGUCACCCCGCCAAAGCGAGAUAAUGUGAUUGUGAUAGAUAGUGAAGAGAUCGACGAGAAUGAUACACAGGUAUAGCUUGCUUUGGACAAUCAACCAAUAUUGGGUGAAAUAUAAGGUAAACAUAGAAUACCUGGCAUUCAUUGUGUGUUUUUUUUCUUUUCAUUCACAGGAGUCUGAGGAAUAUGACACAGAAGUUGACAUCGACACAGAUCCUUUUAAUGACAGUGAGGACAGUGAUAAGGGGAAUGGCAGUGGUGAUGACACAAAUGAAGGUGGUGAUGCUAUGGUAAUUGUCUAUGUCUUUGACCAAAAUGUAGUAGGUGCUUAUUUACUAAACAAGGAACUGGGGAGAAUUCACAAUGAAAUGUCAAAGAAUAGCUGAGCUGGUAAUAUAGGUGAGUUAGUGAUUUUUUCCCCUGCUAUUUUGACCUUAGAGUUGCAACUCCCUUAAAAGAAAACUGUCCGGUUAUUACUAAAGUAAGAAUUGUCGAAAUUCAAAGUGAAUUUAAAAUUUUAGACCAAAAUACCUCAGCAGGAAGUAUGUAACAUAGCUCCUAUACUCAGGCUGAGUACCUCUGUAAGGUCAUCUUGGUCGCUGCCACCAGGACUCUCGAGCGCUACAGACCUAGUCGGCGAAUCAAGACUGUGGUGUCUGGGGACUUCUGUCUUUCCAGACAGGUAGCAUCCUCUCUGCCUGCGCUUCCUCUGUUCCCUCCCAAACAGUUAUCAAUCUAUCCUCCUGUGCCCUCUUGGCCCAGGGAGGUCUCGACCCCUACGCCUGUGCCUCCUUGUUCUAGGCAGCCAUUGAUCCCUAUGCGUAUGACCCUUUGACUCCUUGUCCCAGGCAGGUAUCGACCCCUCUGCCUGUAUCCUUUGUCCCAAGCAGAUAUUAAUCCAUGUGUCUGUGACUCCUUUUCCUAGGCAGGUAUCAUCCCCUCUGCCUCAACUACCUCCAAUUUCUGCCUUUACAAGGACACUUGAGGCUCUCAGGCCCAGUUCUUUCUGAACAGGUCCACAGAACCAGUCAGCAAACAGGUCCAAAAACUCUGCUACUGGAGUCCCUGAAGAAACCAAGCAGGACACAGUUCCCAAUAGAAUUUACAUGGAAUACUUGAUUUACACUCAGGAUUAGCCACGUUAUAGUUAGACUUAUGCGACACAUUCGAUCCAAUACAUAAAAUAAUUAAAUCACUGAAGUGGUCAUGGUGCCUGGAAUAAUCCAUUAAAAAUGUUUUAAAGAUUAUGCAGUAUUGCUUAUUUUGCAAUAUUAGCAUAGAAAAAAAGAUUUUUUUGGCACUUCUGCUGCAUAUAAUAUUUAUAACAUUUUUGUAAUAAAUCUAAAGGCAUUUUUAGAAUUGCAGCUUCUAAAGAAUGCUGCCAGAUUAUAAAAAUAAUGUCUUCAUAUGGACAUAUUGCCCACAUAUAGCAAGUACACAUUGCAUCCUGCUCAUGUGUAUUAAACGUUAAGCUCUGUUUGUUUAUAGGUUAUUUGUGUUUUUUAAGGGUGCUUAUAGUACAAACCACACUACAGAGGCAGAGGAAAGGUCACCUACAGACAGUGGAUAUGAGAGAGCUACUGAUGGUGGUAUGUACAUAGACUAUGUUAACUUUUUUUCUGCUGCCCCGGUAAUCUUACAUGUUGCUUUUCUCUAUUUAUAGAUUUGUUUUACUAUUAUUUAUAUUGAUUUUAUUGUGAAUCAUAAAACCUUUUGGAUUUGUAAAAUAUUUAGAUUUCAGAGAUAUUUUAUAUACAUUCUUUGAAUACAAGUAAUGUAGGCAUAAUGUGAAAAAUCUGUUUACAAGUCUCGUACUUUCAUGUAGACCAAACUGGAGCUAAUGGAUCCACUCAAGAGGAGCAUUUAUCCAAUUUUGCUCAACUAACACCUAUUCACCCUCAAUCACUUCAGAGACCGCUUGAAGCUUUCCAUACUUCUUCAGAGGACUACAAUGCACCAGAAGAGGUAGAAAUAUAA